AUGUGUUUAGAACAAAAUGUAUACAAAAUAAAUAAUACAUAUCUAAUAAAAUGUACAACACCCACCAAAGGAAGCUCUUGAAUAUAAUUUUAACAACCAAGGACAGACUUAUUAGUGUCAAAUCUAUAUGGAGCGAUUGGAUCACUGGCAGAAUCCGUUCAGAUGUUAUAACAACAACAAUGAAGAAAACUGUUCCUGAAUAGAAUAUGCCAAAAAUUAAUAUUAACAAAUUAUAUUGGAUUCUUUAUGAUAAAGAAAUAGAAUUUGAAAACGGAAUAAAUCAGCGAUCAAAGUCCUGUUAAAAUGAAAUGGGAAAGAAGAAUGAAAGUAGAUUGUUAUUUAUUUUUUAUCUGCAUGUUUUUACUUCUUAUAUUUACCACCAUGAUUGCCAUUAUCAUAUACUAUAAAAGUAUAAACGUAAAUUUUCCUAAAGAGGAAAUAUGUUUAACAUCAGUUUGUAAAAAUGAAGCUGGACGAAUAUUGCAGAAUAUGGAUAACAGUGUGAAUCCUUGUGAUGAUUUUUAUUCUUUCACUUGUGGAUCUUAUUAUAAAUAUAAAGAUGUAUACAGUGACUGGAUAAAUUCCCUCACUGAAUUAAGAGGAUAUGUGAAAUUUUUACAAAAAGAAACAUUAGAGAAACAAGAAGAAGGUUUACCUAAUUAUGCAGAGAAAGUAAAGAUGUAUUACCAAUCAUGUCUAACAAAAUCCACUUCUGUUCAAAAAAUUCUGAAUGAUUUCCUGCAAACAACACGAAUUUCAAGUUGGCCUUUUACUGAUAAUGUAUUUUAUAAGUAUUCAAAUACAAACGUUGAGGAUAUUAUUGCAAAGUCUUUUAUUUAUGAUGAUACCGGAUUAUUUUUUUCAAUUAAUUCUUUGCACAAAAACGGAUCUUUAUAUUACAUAAAGAUAUUUCCAGGAAAUGGUGCCAUAAAUAAUUAUGGAUUAUUGAAUGAUACAGAUGAAUACUUCAUUUUUUUAAAGCAGAAAUAUAUUUCUCUGUUUAGAUAUGUUUUGAUGAAUAUUGGAUUAAAACCAGAAAAAAUAAUACAGAUAAUGGAUGAAGUUAUAAACUUAGAAACUUCUUUAGCAGAAAUUAAGGAAAAUGAGAGAAGUGAUAACUUUACAAUGAUUACAAUAAAAAAAUUGGAAUCUUCAUGCAGCGAGAUCAAAUGGACCUCUCUAUUUAAAUUUAUGUUUGAAUUUAUGGAGCAUCCUCAAAAUUAUAGUAAUGAUAUUCAAUUAAAAGUGAAAGAUAUGGAAAUAAUGUUGGAUCUAUGCAGAUUAGUAGGAAGAACACAUCCUAGAAUAAUCUACAAUUCAAUCGUUUGGAAUAUAUUCAUCAAUUAUCUGUAUCAAGUAGAUUUUGUAUUUCGACAGUUAGCGACAGAUAAGAAACGUGAUAUUUUAAUUGGAUCAAGUUAUUUCAAAUCUAGAAGUAAUCAAAAAUGGAAAAAAUGUCUUGCUAAUUUAAAAAAACCUUUCUUGAUUGGAUUGGAUUAUUAUUUAUUAAAUUAUACUCAAUCAGAAGAGAAAAUUAAAGAGAUAAAGAAUUUUAUUAAGCAAGUUUUAAAAUCAACAGAAGAAAUAUUUUCUGAAGAAAAUUGGUUAGACGAUUUUAGUAAAAUUAUUUUGAAAUCAAAAGUAAGAAACAUAAAAUUUCGUAUUGGAUAUGCUAAUUCUUCGUUUGUUAUACCGAAGUUAAUAGAAAUAUUUUCUAAAAUCAACGUAACAGAUAAUUAUGUACAGAAUAUUUUAGAAGCGGAUAAAUACAUUUAUAUAGAUACUUUUUUUGAAGAAACUUUAUCUCAACUUUGGUCUCAUUUAGGGCGAUUUCAAGUAUUUAAAGUAAAUGCAUAUUAUUCUGAACAACAAAGUUUUAAGGGAAAAUUAAUCAUACCACUAGGAAUAAUGCAACCUCCGUAUUAUGCACAUGGAGCUCCAAAGUAUCUAAAUUAUGCAGGAAUUGGCAACAUAAUUGCCCAUGAAAUUUCUCAUGGAUUUGAUAGUUUGGAUAGGUUACAAAAGAAAGCGAGUGUGGAAGAAAAUAAACAGGAAAUUGAAUGGUCGGAACAGUUUUUGCAGGAAUUCGAAAAGCGAACAAAAUGUUUUAUUAAUCAAUAUUCUCAGUUCAUUCUAGAAGGAAACAUAACCUUAAACGGUAACAAAACUAUAAAAGAUGACUUAUCAGACAAUAGUGCCGUCGUUCAAUCUUUUCGAGCUUACGAAAAAUAUCUCCAACAAUACGGCGAAGAACCCAAGCUUCCAGGACUUAAUUUUACAAAUAAGCAAAUGUUUUUCAUCGGAUUUGCUCAGAAAAACUGUGAGAAGCUGGAAUUUGCAAGAAUAUUUUAUGAAAAAGAUUAUCAUAGUCCGAGUAGAUACAGGACUUUAAUUCCUUUAAUGAAUUUCCCAGAAUUUUCGAAAGUUUUUGAUUGUCCUAAGAACAGUAAUAUGAAUCCCGAGAAAAAAUGCAUUAUGUGGGGAUAGAUUAUUGUAAUAUAUACUUAAAGG
Messenger RNA from Centruroides sculpturatus (bark scorpion), 2511 nucleotides. Its product is annotated as endothelin-converting enzyme 2-like. Gene Ontology annotation, molecular function: metalloendopeptidase activity. The record is from RefSeq and is a predicted model, not a curated record. Bases 304 to 2487 code for a protein of 727 amino acids. Gene Ontology annotation, biological process: protein processing. The transcript has 21 exons. Lineage: Eukaryota; Metazoa; Arthropoda; Arachnida; Scorpiones; Buthidae. Gene Ontology annotation, cellular component: plasma membrane.